AUGAGUGGUCGUAGCAAUCAAGCUUCCAUUGACAACAAGUUCCAAUGCUUGAAUUCUUCGAUAUCAAUGGCGGUUCAUGAUCACCACAACGCUGAAAGGGAGAAUAUGCUCACAACCAACUCUUCUUCCUUCAAUUAUCAUCAAUCCGAUUUGAUCUGGCAGUCUACCAAACGGUCUAAGUACUUGGUACCAGAUUAUGAUAACGAAACAAAGACUUGUAGGAGAAGGAGGAAGGAAAAGAGAAGCAAUAAUGAUGAAGAAAACAAGAAGAAGAAAAUGAGAGAUUGUAAAGAAGAAGGGCAAAUUGGGUAUAUUCAUGUUAGAGCAAGGAGAGGUGAAGCUACUGAUAGCCAUAGUCUUGCUGAAAGGUUUCUUUCUUCGAAGCUUGCUUCUGUAAAUCCCAUUUUGCAUGAAGUUGGAGCAGAUUUUGAUGCAUUCAUGCUUAAACCUCAGCAGGGCUUUUGUGGGUGGUCGAGAAGACGUUGUUGUGGGUCAUCGUUGGAGAAAGGAGGGUCUGUCGGAGAACAUGAUUGGAAUGUUGAUAAGGAAUGA
Messenger RNA from Cynara cardunculus var. scolymus (artichoke), 552 nucleotides. RefSeq names its product transcription factor bHLH48-like. Gene Ontology annotation, molecular function: DNA-binding transcription factor activity. Bases 1 to 552 code for a protein of 183 amino acids. Gene Ontology annotation, biological process: regulation of DNA-templated transcription. Gene Ontology annotation, cellular component: nucleus. The record is from RefSeq and is a predicted model, not a curated record. The transcript has 5 exons. NCBI's taxonomy places the organism in Eukaryota, Viridiplantae, Streptophyta, Magnoliopsida, Asterales, Asteraceae.